This is a messenger RNA of Humulus lupulus (European hop), 1755 nucleotides long. RefSeq names its product histone-lysine N-methyltransferase ASHR1-like. Lineage: Eukaryota; Viridiplantae; Streptophyta; Magnoliopsida; Rosales; Cannabaceae. Gene Ontology annotation, molecular function: protein binding. Bases 85 to 1512 code for a protein of 475 amino acids. Gene Ontology annotation, cellular component: nucleus. The transcript has 14 exons. The record is from RefSeq and is a predicted model, not a curated record.
GAAAAGAGGAACCUUUCUGUGCCAAAAAAAAAAAAAAACCGUUCUUUCUGCCUAAUAUCCCUGUUUACGAGACCGACGACGGCGAUGGAAGAAUUGGAGUGUGGUCUCAACGAGGGUUGUUUAUCCGUCUCUACUUUGCCAGACAAGGGUCGUUGCCUUUUUGCCACCAGACACUUCUAUCCAGGGGAAGUCAUUCUGAGAGAAAGGCCUUAUGUUUCCGUUCCUAAUAAUAAGUCCAGAUGUGAUGGUUGUUUUAAGACGAGUUCUCUUAAAAAAUGUUCAGUUUGUCAGAUGGUUUGGUACUGUAGUAGCUCAUGUCAGAAGGAAGAGUGGAAAUUGCAUCGUCUUGAAUGUGAUGCUCUUUCAAAGCUUGAUAAAGAACGAAGAAAAUGCGUUACACCUUCUUUGCGUCUGAUGCUCAGACUCUACAUUCGGAAGAAAUUGGAAUCCGAAAGGAUUAUUCCUGCUACUGCUAUGGAAAACUACAAAUUGGUGGAGGCAUUGAUCUCUCAUAUGUCGGACAUAGAUGAGAAGCAACUGGUGCUCUAUGCCCAGAUGGCUAACCUUGUCAACUUGAUGCUUCAGUUGCCUGAUAUCAACAUAAAAGAGAUUGCAGAAAACUUUUCCAAGCUUGCUUGUAAUGCACAUACCAUUUGUGAUAAUGAAUUGAGACCCCAGGGGACUGGACUGUUUCCUAUCAUUUCCAUUAUUAACCACAGCUGCUUGCCAAAUUCUGUUCUGGCCUUUGAGGGAAGAUUAGCUGUCGUACGUGCUGUGCAACAUAUACCCAAAGAUUCUGAGGUGUUGAUAAGCUACAUUGAAACUGCUGGAAGCACUCUGACUCGUCAAAAAGCUUUAAGAGAGCAAUAUCUCUUCACUUGCAAAUGUGUUCGUUGCAUCAAAUUGGGUCAAUCAGAUGAUGUCCAAGAAGGUGCAAUUCUGGAAGGUUAUGGAUGCAAGAAUACUGGAUGUGAUGGCUUUUUGCUACGUGAUUCUGGUGACAAAGGAUUCAUUUGCCAACAGUGUGGACUUGUUAGGAGCAAGGAAGAAAUAAAGGAGUUAGCAAGCGAAAUAAAAUCACUGUCAGAAAAGGUUCUUGAUUCCGUAUCAUCACAAAAUUACCAGGAAGUAAUCACUACAGUUACUACUGAGAAACUGCAAAGAAAUCUGUGCCAUCGUUUUUCAAUCAGCUUGAUGCAAACUCGCGACAAGCUUCUGAAGAUGUUCAUGGAGUUGCAAAACUGGCAUGAAGCUCUAUCGUAUUGCAGGAUGACCAUUCCAGUAUAUGAGAGAGUAUAUCCAAGCUUCCAUCCAUUGCUUGGUUUGCAAUAUUAUACAUGUGGCAAACUUGAAUGGUUUCUUGGGGAGACAGAGAAUGGUGUGAAAUCUCUAACCAAGGCAGUUGAUAUACUUAAAAUCUCUCAUGGAACCAAUACACCUUUUAUGAAGGAGCUGCUGAUGAAAUUGGAUGAAGCUCGUGCCGAAGCCUCUUAUAAACAAACUCUCACCUAAACACGACUGAAAAUCUUAUUUUCUGCUGCUUCUCUUAACUUGUAUGGGAUUUUGUCUAUUUGAUUACACAAUUUUUUUUGGCCUCUGCUUUAGAAAUAUAAUUUGUCAUUGUGAAGGUAAUUAUAAUGUUGAUGAGCAAAAGCCAUGUAGAAGAGUAUUGGUAAUUGUACAAUGGCAGAAAUAGUGAUGGCAGUAAUACUGAAAUUGAACCAAAUGGAAAUGGAUCUAUUCUUUUGUGCACCA